CGCGCUCAUACCCUCACGAGGUUCGAUCAUUUUAGCCCGAGGUUGGGAUCAAUUAGGGUUUGGGGCCGCCAUGGAUUCCCCCGAUGCCAGCAAGAAUUCCGCCUCCACCGCCUCCGCCACCGCCUCCUCUCCACCGAUCAAGAUUUAUCUACCCAUCCUUCGUUUGUUGGACGGGAGUGUUGGCCGUUGACUGUCUGUGCUCAGUAACCCCAGUAAUACACUGGAUUAGGCCCCUUUGUGAACUCGCUUCAAGAAGGGUUGGGCAUUUCGUUUGUUUUUGAGGUGGGCGGUAGGGUUUUGUAGGGACCUUUUUUCGCCAGACCUGCUCAAACCUCCCACGUAGAUUUGUUGAGCGCUAAAAUGUUUUACUUGGAUUCUCAACAUGUAAAAGGAACUUGGGCAUGACCACUUCAGGUUGUCGGAUUCUCCUUUUUCUAGCUAUGUUAGCAAUUUGUCGCCUAUUCAUCAAGCUAAUGCCAGUCAUGGUUUACCAACAUAUGGAGAUCUUAAUUUCCCGUCCCCUGAACCUGUCUUUAAAUCGCCACAUUUUGUUCAGCCCAGGAAAUCAGACAUUUUAAAAAGUUCCCAAUCUCUAGCCUUGGAUGCUGUAGCUAAGUUUUCUCUUCGGCAGUCUGCUGAUGCCACAACACUCUCAGGGGACAUGCUUAGGUGUAAAUCUCAUGGUUCAGUAUCAACAGUAAAGUUGACUCCUAGCGGUCAUGAAUCUGAAGGUGAAGGCAAUCCUUCUCCUGAACAUGAAACUUGUGGUGGCUCUUCAACUUGUGUUGAUGCUUUUCUGGCUGAUACGUUGGAAAUUUGUGAUGAUGAUUCCGUUUCACCAGAAUGCUCGAAGCAAUCUGCAGAGUUGCCUCAAAAUGUACAUGGAAGCUGUACUAGCACCAACGAGAAUAUUAUAGAAACUAAUAAGAAUCGUUCUGAUCACUUGCAGUCUGUUUCUCCUUUGGCUUCAGCUUUUGUAGAUCGAUUUAUAGCUGAUCCAAGUGAGCAUUCUGAUUCACCUGAUCUGCAAUCACAACAAGCUGUGGUUCUUCCUCAACGUUUAUGUAGUGUCUGUAUCAGUACUGAAGAAAUGAAUUCUGAGAUUCAUGUAUCCCCUAUGAAGAACAGUUUUGCUUCUGAAGCUACUGAAUGGUUAAACUCAUCAUCAAAUGCUGGGAAGGAUCUAAAGAGAGAUGAAGCAUCAUUUCUUGUGAAUCUUUCUCUGCAAGAUGACAAGCCAAAAAUGGCUGAUGAAGGCAAAGAAUCUCAUAAGAUAGCACUUGAUGAGCCACUAGUACCAAUCACCACUGAUAACUGUAUGGAUACUGACUUGUUGAUGGCACCACAAGUAAAUCAAAAUAAAACAGAUGAUGUUUCUUUGAAGUUGGAUGAUAAGGGUAAAGAUGUAUCUGAUGAGAAGCCAAACAACACAUCAGAUUUUUGUUGCAACUCACAAGGCAUAUUGCAAAUUUGUGCUGCUGGAGAACAGGGUGUAUUGCACUCUUCCCCUCAAUCUCUACCAGAAUUACUUCAGGACGUUCAGGUAGUUAGCCAUGAUCCUGAUGUAUCAGGAGAGUUCAUUCUGUCAGCUGAUAACCAGACUCCAUAUGAUGAGGAUACUGCUCAGCUUCAGCGUGGGAUGCGAAAACGUCUUCAAUUUGAGGCUAUUGAGAAUCAUAAGACAGAUAGUGAAUGCAAAAAACUCAUUAAGAAUUUCAUCUGUGAUAUCACCAGUGAAGAACCACUAGAAAUUUCCUUGCACAUGAAUGCUUCAGAUCCUUCUCAUGUGAAACCAAUUGAGGCCUCUGGGAUGAAGCAAGGGUCUCAACUAAUCUCUCAAGGUCAUUUGUGCAAAUCUGUUGACAGGGUCGAUGUGUCUGGCCAAAAGAAAGGAGAUUCCUCUGUUACAGAUCCCAGGCCAUCAGGCAUUGGCUUGCACUUGAACACCGUUGGAAGUGUUGGACAUAAUAACUGUAGUAUGAUGGUGCAAGCACUAGGAAAAGAUUCAUGCAUGGAGGAGGAGUCAUUUCUUGGGAACAGUGAGCAGAUAUCACAAGGUUCAAACAGUGAGUUGGUUUCACCAGGAUUAACAGGAAAAAUUUCAUUUACAUUAACUGCAAAUUCUGAGAAACCCAUGCCUGAUAAUACCUGUGAUGAUACUGGAGACAAACAUCUCCAAAAUGAUAUGAUGGAACUUACAAUAUCUUCUAUUAGUCAUCAAACCCCACUGAGUACAAAACCUAUUGAGUGCUCCAUGCAGCCCAGGCUUACCGAUCAGUAUGUGACACCAUGUAGUUUGAAAAGGCCACUUUCAGUAGAUGACAGUAAAUUAAAUCUGUCAAGUCAAUCUAGUCCUAGAAAGAAGAGGAAGAAGGCAUCUGACAAUGAGGGUCAGAAACGAUGCAGUUGCAAGAGGUCGAAAUGUUUGAAACUCUACUGUGACUGCUUUGCUGCUGGAACAUUUUGUUCUGAAGUUUGUGGAUGCCAACAGUGCGUUAACAGACCAGAAAAUGAGGAUACUAUCCAUGAAGCCAGGCAGCAGAUAGAGUCUCGAAAUCCACUUGCAUUUGCUCCUAAGGUUGUUCUUUAUGUCAGUAAUCCUCCAAAAGACAGUGAAGAGAGUACAGGGACAACCCCAUCCUCUGCCAGACACAAAAGAGGGUGCAAUUGCAAAAAGUCACUUUGCCUCAAGAAAUACUGUGAAUGUUAUCAGGCUGGUGUUGGAUGUUCUUUUGGAUGCCGAUGUGAAGGUUGUAAAAAUACUUUUGGCAGGAAAGAUGGAUGUGCUGACAUCAUCGAAAUCGAACAUAUGAAAUCUAAGGAACAAAAGUUAGUGAGAGAUCCAUCUGCUGAAAACUCAAAGGAGAAAUUGGUUACAAGGGAAGUGAACUCACACCUAUCCCCGCUGACACCAUCAAUACAAAGCUCAAAUGGAGUCGAUGUGCCUAAGUCAUUGCUUCCUAUUACCUAUUAUGCUUCACCAGAAACAAGUGCUUCUGCUAUACAAUGUUAUGAAGGAUCACCAGGUUCUCCCAUGAAUAUGAUCAGCAAAAGUACAUUUGAAAUGGCAAGAGAAGAUAAUAUGUUGCUGGUCCCAGAUGAUCAGGAAAUAGAUUUUGAUAUCAAAGUGGACACAUUUUCUCCUGGUUGGGAUGGUUUUCCAGACAUAUGCAAUUUUAGUCCCUUACCAAAUCCCCCACCAAGUAAUGAUGGUGCCUCUGUUUCAUUUAAGACCAAAGAACCAAAGAUUUUACAGACAAGAUUAUUUCAGGGAAGUUCCUUAGUAGGCACUCCUCUUCGCUGGCGUAGUUCACCAGUCACUCCUCUUCCUCAGUUUGGUAAAAGCAAGAUACUAUUGGAGCCAGACUCUGACAAUGGACCAAAUAAAAGUGUAGGGGAUGAUGCUCCCGAGGUUUUGGAGGAUCCCUGCUCACCAAUUAAGGCUGUUACGGCAAGUUCACCCAAACAGAAACGAGUUUCUCCACCUAAAAGGCUCUUUCAGGAGACUAGGUCGAGCUCUUCAUCCGGUCUCAGGAGUGGUCGCAAAUUCAUAUUGCAGUCUGUGCCUUCAUUUCCUCCUCUUACUCCAUACAGUAAGAACAGUCGAGGAAGUGGUACAUGAAAUUCAACUCAGUGAGAUAAAUAACACUUAGGUGCUUUAAUGGUAAUUAUCAUUGAUCUACACCUCUCAGUUGUGGAUAUGAUAGUAACGCACCUUAGAGUCUUUAAGUCAAAGGUGUCUUUGCCAAUGUGUAUUUUCAAUUUGGCUAUUCAUGGUACUUGUUCUGCUGCCUGCUCUCUCAUAUUGUUAUAUCUGAAGUUUUUCACAUGCGGCUUCAUUAGACAAUAGAUGUUCAGGAAGUACACAAUAAUUGGCAUGUACACCAUGCAAUCAACUAUACUGUCGUUUCUUUGACCACACAACCCCCCUGGGGUAAUUUUUGAUGUUAGGAUGUUUACUUAUCCUUUCUCUUAGUCACCAGUGAUGAAAAAAUUGCCAUACAUAUAUAGGUUGAGUUCUUUGUAUUUAAAAUGAUCUGGACUCGAGAAAAAAAUUGCCAUA
Molecule: messenger RNA, 4063 nt
Organism: Musa acuminata AAA Group (dessert banana)
Lineage: Eukaryota; Viridiplantae; Streptophyta; Magnoliopsida; Zingiberales; Musaceae
Exons: 11
Coding region: 662-3622 (986 amino acids)
Molecular function (GO): DNA-binding transcription factor activity
Source: RefSeq, a predicted model, not a curated record